Molecule: messenger RNA, 4741 nt
Organism: Globicephala melas (long-finned pilot whale)
Lineage: Eukaryota; Metazoa; Chordata; Mammalia; Artiodactyla; Delphinidae
Source: RefSeq, a predicted model, not a curated record
GGUGGACUCGGGAGGCGGUGGAGGGGCGGGAGGAAGGGGCGCGGUCCGGCCACGGGCGGGAGCGAGCGCGGAGCAGCGUUGUCCGGGGCGCACUCCCUCGCUGGCCGCUCUUCCGCACGCCCGUUCCUGGGGCCGCGCUCCAGGUUCCGUAGAGGGACACUUACUCGCUGUGAGACUGGAACGUUAUAGUACAGUCGGCCCUGCGUAGCCGCGGGUUUCAAAGUCGAACCGCGGUUGGUGGAAUCAGCGGAUGCAGAACCCGCGGGUUAGUGUGAUCUCAACUCAAGAGAAAGGUGGGAUAUCAUGGCAUCUAUCUGGGUUGGACACCAAGGGACAAUGAGAGAUUAUCCCAGCUUUAGCGCAUCAGUGGACGCUGAAGCGAUUCAUAAGGCAAUCAGAGGAGUUGGAACUGAUGAGAAAGCGCUCAUUAGCAUUCUGACUGAGAGGUCGAACGCACAGCGGCAGCUGAUUGCUAAGGAAUACCAAGCAGCAUACGGAAGGGAACUGAAAGAUGACUUGAAGGGUGAUCUCUCUGGCCACUUCAAGUGUCUCAUGGUGGCCCUCGUGACCCCACCGGCAGUGUUUGAUGCGAAACAGCUGAAGAAAUCCAUGAAGGGCACGGGAACAAAUGAAGAUGCACUGAUUGAAAUCUUAACCACCAGGACAAGCAGGCAGAUGAAGGAGAUUGGCCAAGCCUACUAUACAGUGUAUAAGAAGAGUCUUGGAGAUGAAAUUAGUUCUGAAACAUCUGGUGACUUCCGGAAAGCUCUGUUGACUUUGGCAGAUGGCAGAAGAGAUGAGGGUCUGAAAGUGGAUGAACAGCUGGCCAAAGAGGAUGCCCAGAUUCUCUAUAAUGCUGGUGAGAACAAAUGGGGCACGGAUGAAGAUACGUUCACUGAGAUCCUCUGUUUAAGGAGCUUUCCUCAACUGAAACUGACAUUUGAUGAAUACAGAAAUAUCAGCCAGAAGGACAUUGAGGACAGCAUAAAAGGAGAAUUGUCUGGGCAUUUUGAAGACUUACUGCUAGCCAUAGUCUGUUGUGCAAGGAACACGCCUGCCUUUUUAGCUAAAAGACUGCACCAAGCUUUGAAGGGUGCUGGGACUGAUGAGUUUACUCUGAACCGAAUAAUGGUUUCCAGAUCAGAAAUUGACCUUUUGGACAUUCGAACAGAGUUUAAGAAGCAGUAUGGCUAUUCCCUACAUUCAGCAAUUAAAAAAUCUCAUUGUGGAAUCCUGUCUGUUGAAGAGAGCUAGAGACCAGUUUAAGUCUUUGUGAUGGAACCCACAGAAUAGAUGUUAAUUAUAUUACCUACUUUCCAGACACUGACAGGUAAUCUGAGAGACAUGUAGACCUCCCUAUCAUGGCUGAGAACCAGUGUAAGUUCCAUCUUGUGGAUGUCCACUCAAAGCUGAGUCUUUCCCAGGAAGUGGGUGAUACACAGUGACGUUCAGCUGGGAAUGGUCCUACUUUUCCAGCUCUUCCUGUGCCUCUGGACUCUAAGGCGGUACCAGCCUGUGCCACAGGCAGGGCCCACCAGCUCAGGGCACCUGGCAGUUAUCUUCUGGGUACCAGCCUGCACCUUAGCCUUCUGACACUGGAGGGCUAAAUGCGACAGCAAUGACUGGAGAAUGUCUUCAGUUUAUUCCUGUAUGUUUCUGGAGAGAAGACCUGGUGACAGGGAAAAAGCAGCUUCCUUCUUCUCUCUACCUCCUGUCUCUUCUUAAGCCCUCUGCUUUAAUUUCUGGCUGACUUGAGCAAUGUUGACAAGACAAAGAGAAGUCUUUCCACUGUUUAGUCUACUUUUAAUUAUUUCAAUAUGGAGACCUUCCCUGGCCACCAGGCAACAACUGUCCAUUCUUGAUUUUCUCCUCUUUCUUACUUCUGGGUGCUGGGGAUGUAGUUUGGUUGGACCAGAAACUUCUUGGGAGGUCCAAGCUUUCCCAGAAUGUAUAAUCUACCCAGAGAAAGCCCCUGUGGGGAAACUCCACAGAUCUUUCUCUGGCUACACCUCUGGGGACACUGUGGUUGUCCUACUUCUCCUGGGCUGCUCUUGGCUUCCUCAGUGUGAUGGUUCUGUCUUCUUUCUUCAGGAAAAAGUCUCCCUGACCUCUCCCUUCCUAGGUAUAAAGGAAAGACUCUAGGCUUUGGAGCCACACUCUGAGUUCAAAUGCCACCUACUUGCUGUGUAACUUUGGGCAAAUUACUUCGUGAGGCUGAUCCACCAUUUCCUUUUGUUUAUAAAAUGGGAGUAGUGAAAUAAGUCAGAAAGAGGAAGACAAAUACUGUAUGAUCUCACUUAAACGUGGAAUCAAAAAAGAAAAAAUGUGGCACUCAGGUACAGAGAACAGAUUCGUGGUUGUCAGAGGUGGGGUUUGGGAGGCGGGUGAAAUGGGUAAAAGUGGUCAAAAGGUACAAACUUGUAGUUAUAGGAUAAAUAACUCAUGGGGACGUCAUGUAGAACAUGGUGGCUGUAGUUUCUAACACUGUACUAUAUAUUUGAAAGUUGCCAAGAGAGUAAACCUUGAACUUCUCAUCACAAGAAAAAAAAAAUCUGUGUAUGGUGAUGGAUGUCAGCUAGCCUUACUCUGGUGAUCAUUUCACCGUACAUACAUGUAUAUACCAAAUCAUUAUGUUGUACACCUAAAACUAAUACAACGUUAAUGGCAAUUAUAUCUCAAUUUGGAAAAAAGAUGGGAAUAAUUUAUGUAACUCAUAGUGCCAAGAGGCCCAAGGAGGGAAUAAUGGAAGAUAUGAAGAGUUAAAUGAGGUAACAAAAGUUACCUAACAAAAAGCACCUAACACAACAUCGGAAAUACAGUAAUAAUUGGACAUUAUUUACACCUUUCGCCAGUUUCCCAUUCUCCUUUGCUAUACCUAGUACAUGCAUAUGAUCCUUUUUGUUUCAAGUGUUCCUAUUAACAAUUAUAGGGCAACUGACACAGUACUGCAUAUUCUGUUUAACGACCGUGGGGAAGUUUGACAGCUUAACAAAUCAUCCUUGACUCCCUUGCAGAGAGGAGAAUUCAGCUUCCCUUGGAUUUUGGCUUUAAGACCUCACAUUGUUUUCUCAGAAAACAGACCUGAAGACCCGGUAGGUGUUAACGGUGCUCUGAUCCUUUCAGGUGUCUUCGUUUCAAUAAUAAUAAUAAACACCAGUUUCUUAGCACUGAAUAUGAGCAAUCUGUAGAUGUUAUCUCCUUUAACCUUAACUCCAUGAGGCAGGUGACAUCAUCCGCAUUUAUAGUUAGGAAACUGAGACUCAGAAAGGCUAAGUGCCACCCUACAUCACAUAACUAGAUCAUUCUGAAACCACAAGACAAACCAAGAUGUCUAAUGGCUCCAGAAUCCAUGUUCCUGGCACUCUCACCAAGGUGCCUUGAGGCAACAGUAGCAGCAGUUGCAAAGCUCUUUACUUGAGAGGCCUUUUUCCAAGGGGAGAAGGGUCUGGAAACUUGGAGCUCUCAUGACCCACCUGGCUUCUCGCCCCAAGCAAUUUCACAAUACAUCACCGGCAUCUAACAUUCAUAAGUAAUGAAGCCAAAAUUAGUCCCUCGGAAGUUUACAGAUCAGUAACCUAAAGUCAUCUAGUACAGGACAAAAGCCACCAUGAUAAAGAAAGCAGUGACUGUAUCUUUAAAUCUGGGGUGAUUUGGUCAGGAGGCUCUCAGACCCGAAGUGAUCGGUUGACUGCAUGUCUUCUGCUCGCUGAGAACCGUGCUAUCAAGACUGGAAAACUCCAGAGUGGUCGAGGCAGGGCACAGGUGAAAGGGCAGAGUUGGAAGCCUGAACAAACUUUUCCCCAUGACUUACAGAACUUCCCUAGUUCUGCGUUUCCCAUACUUUCUGAGGGGGAAGUAGGCUCCUUUUUAGUCUUCUUUUCCCCAUGCCUCGCAGAGCAGCAGUACUGGAACCACUCAGCCACGCGGACCGGGCAGCAUCUAAAGGUCAGGUCGCUGGCGGGUGCAGUUUGAGUAGAAGUGAUCGCAGAUGUGCAGGCCGACAUCCAGAGGGUCAGCAGGGCCAGGGCCUGAGCCAUGGGGCCAUCCACGUUUUCUGGAGUGGAAGGGGAAUACGAGUCAAGACAGGAUUGAAGAACAGGAAAAUCGCGCGGAGCUCUGGAAGAGAAGCAGCAGAGUCGCCCUUUGUCCCGGUGUCCUCUUUAACAAGGCAUUGGUGAAGGAAUAGCGCAUACUGAUGGCCUACUGUGUACUUAGCACUAUGCUGCAUGCUUUAUAGAGGCCCUUAGGCACAGUAAUGUUAGAAAGGCCUCGUUUGUCCUAACUCUGCUACCAACUAGCUUGGAGAAAUUGGGAAAAUCAUUCAAUCUCUCUGAGUGUUUAUGUCAUCUUUAAAAUUGCUGCAGCGGGAGAGGCCACAGCAGUGAGAGGCCUGCGUACCGCAAAACGAACAAACAAAACAAAACAAAAUUGAACUAAUAAUAUCUAUAUUUAUCACUGAGCCCAUCAAUAUUAAUUGAAGACCUACUGUGUGCUAAGCAUUAUAAAAGCUGGAUAUACAUGUAGGUAAAUUAAAAUAAACCAGUAUCUUAUAAAUAAGUUCUAGGAAUGUAAUGUACAGCAUGAUUAUAGUUGAAAAUACUGUACUGCUUAUUUGAAAGUUGCUUAGAGAGUAGAUCUUAAAAGUUCUCAUCACAAGAAAAAAAUUGUAACUAUGUGUGAUGGACAUUAUUAAACUUAUUGUGAGAAUCGUUUUGCAAUACAUCAAAUCAUCAUAUUGUAU